AAGCCACUGUCAUGUUAAACAUUUUCCCUCUCGUCUUCAGCACAGUGAAACAAACCGUCAGCUUGUCGUGUAAAUGCUUUAAACACAGCGUAAAUGACAUCACAUUGCUGCAGUGCUGCACUGUCCGUGAAAGGUGUCAGUCGUUUCCUCUGAUGCCAAGAAAUGUGUCCACUGGCCACUUGGCUCUGCUCUGCUCUGCUUCAGACAUCAUGGCGUGACAACAUGUAUUCAUUUAUAUCGGGCUCUUAUUACGCAGGUGGACGCCUGCAUGAGGAGUAGAGGCGCAUUUUCAAAGGCUGCCUGUUCUCCGCGACACAGCAAGAUUUCCUGCCACAUCCCGCCCGGAGAAAUCGACCGCAUUGCUUUGUUGGAGGAGCGGACAGACCAAGUCAUGUAUGAAAACUAAUUGCUGGCAUGCGUACGCAUAGUAUCAGAGGAGAAAGGGAAAAAAAAAAAUAUCACGGUAUCAGUGCAUGGGUGGGAUUCUUCCUCUGCGCUUCAUAUAGGGCAAGUUAUGACAACAAACGGCCACAGUAAUGGCAAACAACUGGCGGUAAAACAGCCGUGAUAACUGCACUGUGGUAAACCGGUGUUGGCGGACAGUUUUUGACCUUCGUGAUUAGUGACGGACUUAAAGCCUGAAUUUGACGCCGACCUUAAGCCGCCAGGAGGUUUUUCCAAGAGCGCAACCUAUCUCUUCAGAAAGAGCCCCGGACUGCAGUUUCCUUCCUCACACCAUCUGCACUGCAAUUCAUUACAAGCGUGAGAUUUAUUGGAGAUUUAAUCCACCUUAUUCCUGCGUUACGAACCCUUACGCGGGGGACUUGAUACGACCACGUACUGACGCUUUAACUCCUUUGAACACGGCUCGGACGCGAGCGUCGGGACUCUCCUGAGCUUGUGGAUUUUUUGGGGAUUUCAGUUUUUACAUGUUCUGCCUUUAAACCUCAAUCGGAUCGUACUGGGAUUUAAGGUGGGGUUUCAUCCAGACGCAGGUAACUGGAAGAUACCCCUCGGUCUCUUGUUGAUGACACUUCAGCAGCAGAUUGUCGCUCAUCACGUCCGUUGGAUUUUUCAGCACAGCCCCGACCAGCCUAACAAGAAGGUUUUUACGCGUGAAUUUGGAAUAAAUGAACUCUCGCUGCCAUCUGAGAUGCGUUGUGAAUUUAUCCAGUGAGACGAGCGCGUGGACGGCGGAAAUCAUGUGCAAUAGGAUCAACCCUUUGGCAUCUGUUUUAUUAGUCCCACUUUUGAGAUGAGUGAAACCCAUAAGUCUUGCUCCCAUCGGGACUGAGGUGAAUGUUGAGGUUAGAGGAGGAGAGAAUCAACAACCUGUACAGACCUGACACAACUGCUUUGAAGUGAACCCCGUGAGGAGCAUCCAAAACGACACAAUAUUCUGGUGGUGUUUUCCUGUGGAGUCCCCUGCCUCAGCCUUGACUCUCUGACCGCCAGCUGAUCGGGAUGCUGAUGUGAAACCUGCAAUGGAAACCAGGGCUUGAUAUCUGGACCUGGAAACUGAUCAACAAUGGACCGACUGGUUCUGUGCGUGCUGCUCUGUGCAGCUCUGGUGAAAGGGUACAGCUGCCCCGGCCGCUGCAUUUGCCAGCACCUGUCCCCCACUCUAACUCUGCUCUGUGCUAAGACUGGCCUGUUGUUCGUGCCCCCCACCAUUGACCGCAAGACCGUCGAGCUGCGACUAACUGACAAUUUCAUCACCAUCAUCCGCAGGAAAGACUUUUUCAACAUGACUAGUUUGGUCCACCUCACCUUGUCCCGAAACACCAUCAGCCAGAUCACUCCCCAUGCCUUCUUCGGCCUGCGAUCCCUGCGAGCGCUCCACAUGGAUGGAAACCGCCUCAGUGUGAUAAAGAGCGACCACUUUAAAGGCCUUAUCAACCUGCGGCACCUCAUCCUCGGAAACAACCAGAUCCACCAGGUGGCCCCCACCUCCUUUGAUGAGUUUGUUUCCACCAUAGAGGACUUGGAUCUUUCCAACAACAACCUGCGCAGCCUUCCCUGGGAAGCCAUAGCCAGAAUGACCAACAUCAACACACUCACACUGGACCACAACUUGAUUGAUCACAUUGGAGCAGGCACUUUUACGCUGCUCACCAAGCUGGUCCGGCUGGACAUGACCUCAAACAGGCUGCAGAAGCUGCCACCAGACAGCCUGUUCCAGCACGCACAGGUCCUGUCUGAUGCCAAGGGCUCCAGCUCGUCCACUCUGGCUGUAAGCUUCGGUGGAAACCCUCUUCAUUGUAACUGUGAACUGCUGUGGCUCCGCAGGCUGACAAGAGAGGAUGAUCUGGAGACUUGUGCCUCACCAGAGCACCUCAUGGACAAAUACUUCUGGUCCAUCCAAGAGGAGGAGUUCAUUUGUGAGCCUCCGCUCAUCACCAAACAUCUUUCCACUAAGCCGUAUGUGAUGGAGGGGCAGGGUGUGACUCUUAAAUGCAAAGCUGUUGGUGAUCCAGACCCAGAUAUUCACUGGCGAUCACCAGACGGCAAGCUGGUGCAUAAUAAUUCCCGCACCAUCCUGUAUGAUAAUGGCACCCUUGAUAUUCUCAUCACUACGCUGAAGGACAGCGGAGCAUUUAAUUGUGUGGCGUCCAAUGCUGCAGGCAUUGCUACAGCUGCUGUUGAGAUCAACAUGAUCCCCUUACCCUUGUUUGUUAACAACACAGGCCACAUGCGUGAGGACCCCGGUCUCUCAGACAUCACCACCUCCUCCAAAUCUGGCAAUGACACAAAGGGCUAUGACAAGCAGGACAGGAGGGUGAUGGUCACAGAGCUGACCUCCUCGUCAGCUGUGAUCCGUUGGCCAUCUGAGCGCCAUAUCCCCGGCAUCAGGAUGUACCAGAUUCAGUACAACAGCACAGCAGAUGAUACUUUGGUGUACAGAAUGAUCCCAUCUACCAGUAAGAACUUCUUAAUCAAUGAUCUGGCCGCGGGGCGGGAGUAUGACCUUUGUGUGCUGGCGGUUUAUGACGAUGGUAUCACAUCAUUAACAGCCACACGUGUGGUUGGCUGCGUACAGUUCCACACGGCCAGUGAGGUCAGCCAGUGCCGCUUCAUGCACAGUCAGUUCCUGGGAGGCACUAUGAUCAUCAUUAUCGGUGGUAUAAUUGUUGCUUCAGUGCUGGUGUUCAUCAUCAUCCUGAUGAUCCGUUACAAGACCUACAGCAGCCCAGAGGACAGCAAGACCAAGGUCAGCUCCAGCAUGCACUCACAGACCAACGGCAGCCAGCAGCGGCUCCAGCGCUCCAUCUCCAAGCAGCCUUCUGAUGAGGGCCAGCGCGAAGCGCAGGCGCCCAAAGAGUGCAUGGCGCUGGUGCUGAGAGUGGACAAUGAGAAGAAGGAGGAUCCAGCUGCCACUACUGCCAUCCUGGAGGUGGAGCUGCCUCCGCUGACUGUAGACAAGAUGAAGAGAAGAACCAGCCUGGAUGCACAGCGCUCUGGUCCCCCGUCUGAGGACACGCAGACAGACAGUAGCCUGACGGGCUCCACCAUGUCCCUGUGUCUCAUAGGUCCCAAUGCUGGCACCAAGGAGGCUCCCAGGCUCAAGGACAAGAAAAGUACCCUGGCCAACAUGGGGUUGCUCCCUAAUGAGCUGGCACGAACUAGGCACAGAUUCUCUUUUGACGGUGGGGAUUACUCCAUAUUUCAGAGUCAUAGUUACCCACGCAGAGCGAGGACGAGGUGGCACAAGUCCACCAACCAGCUCAACGUGGAGUCAUCUCCGCUCGCCAACAGGAGAGUUACAUUCAGCAGCACCGAGUGGAUGCUUGAGAGCACAGUCUGAGGAAAACAGUGUAGCUGAAAAAAAUGGCUCAGCCACACACAAACACACACAUGUAAAAACACAAAUAUGCCUACAUGCCAUAUAACGCACACUUUUCCUGCACACAGCAAACGAUAAACACAAGCACAUUUACUUACACAUGCAAACUUUCUGUGAGUUGCUGGAGAAGAACACAGUCUCCCUUCAUCCUGCCUCCCCAUCAUACUCCCAGAGAGGUUUGUUGGCCAUGUCCUUUCUUUAUGCAGCGGUGCCUUAUUCUAAAAAAAUGAACGAAUGGAGGAUGCUGCUCACUGUAGUCAUAAACCUUCCUCUCUAUCAUUGCCUCCCACCCUGAUAAUGGGAAGCAUUAUUUUGGAUUUUUAAUUUUCUCCUUUUUCUGUGACAUGGCAAAGGGUGUGGCAUCUGGAUGUGACUGUUGAAUUGUUUAAAAAAAAAAAUUUAAAAAAAAGAAAACAAAAAAAAAAACUUCAUCAUAACUGUAAAGUGAACAGCCAGGUAUCCUGUUAUGUCAAUCAUGUUUUGGGUUCUUUCAAAAAAAAAAACUUUUGCACAGAAGACACGAGAUACAAGGACAAGUAUCACCACCAGUCUAUACAAUAAUAAUAAUAAAAAAAAAAAAAAGAACAGAAUUUUACACAUGCCGAUUUCUAAUGUUAGCAUAGAGAGGAUGGACCUGGAAACCUGCUGUGGAUUCCUCCUCGGCAGUCGGACUAUAUGAUGUUAAAUAGGUAUUGUCCCAGAUGUGACUGUAUAUUAAUCGGUACUGUAUCUGGCUGGUCUAGAUAAAAAGACAACAAACAAAAAGACAUAUAUAAGUAUAUUAAAACAUUGGUGUAUGUGUACUAACUAUGUAAGUAAGUAAGUCAUAUGUCACAUGACUUUUUACAAAGCAUUUGGGUGUUGGCUGCAAGUUUUUACAUUAAAAACCUGUGUCAUCACACCUCUCCCUAUUUAGUAUGUCAAAGUUUGGACCAUUUAUCCCCUCACGAAGGGUAUUAAAUUUUUUGUGUGGGUUAA
This is a messenger RNA of Seriola aureovittata, 4822 nucleotides long. RefSeq names its product leucine rich repeat and fibronectin type III domain containing 1 (gene lrfn1). The record is from RefSeq and is a predicted model, not a curated record. Gene Ontology annotation, molecular function: protein binding. The transcript is spliced from 6 exons. Bases 1529 to 3805 code for a protein of 758 amino acids. Lineage: Eukaryota; Metazoa; Chordata; Actinopteri; Carangiformes; Carangidae.